This is a messenger RNA of Ostrea edulis (European flat oyster), 3712 nucleotides long. Its product is annotated as myosin-9-like. Gene Ontology annotation, cellular component: troponin complex. The coding region runs from base 289 to 2604 and encodes 771 amino acids. Gene Ontology annotation, biological process: muscle contraction. NCBI's taxonomy places the organism in Eukaryota, Metazoa, Mollusca, Bivalvia, Ostreida, Ostreidae. The transcript has 22 exons. The record is from RefSeq and is a predicted model, not a curated record.
ACACAUGUUUUCUAAAGUUAAAAGCAAUUCUGUUAAUGAUGGAUGUGCUAGCUACAGUUGCCCCUUGUUUGGCCCCCCCAUAUGGAUCUAUUUUGUGUCUUUGAUUAUGCAUUGUAUCUCUCCUGUCUCUGAUCUUCUGCCUCUCACUGGGUUGGGUUUUAUCAUCUUCUAAGAACUAAGGAGCCAUUUUUGACAAAAUAAAGGGAGAUAACCAGAUAAGCUGUCUGGACCAAAUAACAGCUUUUCAGGGCUUUCAUUUUUCGUAGGGACUAAUCCAUACAUAUCAUCAUGAGUUCAUUAGAAGAAAGACGCGAGGCCCGUCGCCGUCGGCGACAACAGGAAGAGGGGGCGAUACAGUUGAAUGGCGAUGGAGAUCUUGAGGAGCGUUUGAAUCGCAGAAGAAAAGAACGGGAGGAAAGGUUGAAACUCAUAGCCGCAGGGGUAAAUGCAAUAAAUGGGGAGGAUGAACUGGAACGUCGACGCAGGGAAAGACGAGAGCAACGGCUCAGGUCCUCUGAGACCACAGAGGAUUCGAGCACCAGCAGUCGCCGCACUCGUCGGAGGGGGACAGAGGACGAAAUCGAUGCCAUUGAGGAAUCAUCAUACACAAGUACUCGUUCUCGUCGUCGCCGAGGAUAUGAGGAGGAGGACACCCCAGCAGCUCCAGAAGAACCACAGGUAGACCCAGAAGAGGAAGCUCGUAAGCGACGAGCAGCACAGGCCGAACAGGAACGACAGGAAGAAGAGGAGCGCGCUCGACGAGAGGAAGAGGAGGAAGAACGUCAGAGACAGGCGGAAAUCAGGCGCCAACAGGACGAGGAAAGGAGACGACAAGAAGAGGCUGAGCGUGCUCGCAGGGAAGACAUAGACGACAUCCUUGAAAGACAGAGAAAAGAUCGUGAAGAGCAAGAAUUACUAAUCAAUGAAAGGAUACAAAACUUACAGUGUGUGAAAGACACAGUGAAUGAGGACUUGUUUAUAAAUGAGGACAGCUGGGAUAUCAGUUCAAACAAAGGCACUAAUUUAUCAGAGAUGGAGAGGAGAAAGUCAGAAAGUAACAAAACCAGUCAGUUAAAGACCUUUUUUGAGGACAGAAUGGAAGAACAGAAAUCAAAUGGACUUAGUCAAGAAAUUCACAGGAAAGAUGGAUCUAACAGAAGACAUCAUCCAGGCAACUUAAGUUUGGAUGAGUCUAGCCAAUCACAAGUUCAGGAGAGAUUGGUCAAAUUUCAAUCUUCUGUGCAACAUUUAACAAAGGAUGCUACAGCCAAAGACAUACAUGUGUAUCAUGCCAAAGUGAUCUCUCCCGGUACAGAUCGACUCAAAGAUAUCCAAAAGCGAUUUGAAGGAGAGAAAACAAUUGGGGAUCUCAGCAAUAACAGACUAAGCAGACUGAGUGCUAGCGAAACACAUCUCAAUGUGACUGAGAAAUAUGAAUCACCCCGAUUUGGGAGUAGAAGAGUGUUAGACAGAUGGCAGCCUGCUAGGGAUCCACAAAAAUCUCCCUUAUCCACAAGUUUUAAAGCCACAAGCACAUCAAAUAUGGACAGUGAUGCCUCUCGCAAAUCUGGAACAGUAACUCUCUUGGCAUCUAAAUUUACAACAUCAAAAGAAUCUUUGAAUGAUAAUCAUGUGACCUCGCCCACAACACUGAAGCAUUCUGGGUCAUUUAAAGAUGUUUCUUCAAUCAGACGACAGUGGUCACAGAGCAUUGACUCGGCAGAAAAAUCUGAACCACUGGCAACAAGUUUACGGAGACAGAAAUCAAUGGGAGCCAAAGUAUCAGGAAGAUGGCAGUUUGACAGACAAAAUGCCCAAUCUGCUUCUUCAAAUAAUCACAAAGAACCUCCAUCUCCAUCAAAGAUGGACAGAGAACUGGUUUCACAUUCCAGACCUUCUCAAGACAGCCACCUCAUAUCUCCAUCUAGGUCAAGACCAUUGUCAACUUCCUCUACAGACAGUCAGAAAGACAUUGUUGUUGCUACACCAGUUACUAUAACAAGCAAUGGCUGGCAUCGUAUAAAUGGAACUGAUAAGGAAGAAGAGGAGAGAAUUGAGCGUGAACGAUUAGAACGUGAAGAGGCAGAGCGAGAAGAAGCAGCAAGAAGGAUGGAAGAGGAACAAAAGAAGAGAAAGCACAAGAGGAAAGGGUUGGGAGGCCUUGACAAAGAAAAGAAGAAUAAACUCAAAGCUUUGAUCAUGGCUAAAGCAGCAGAGGAUCUGAGAAAUGAAGCCAAGGCAAAAGCGGAGGAGAAGGAGAGGUACAUCAAUGAACGAGUUCCGCCCUGUGACACGGCAGGCAAAGGCCAGGCUGAUUUAAUCAAACUGUGUAAGGACCUGCAUGCUCUGGUGGCCAAUCUAGAAGAAGAUCUAUAUGACUGGAAUAUGAAAGUCAGAAAACAGGAAGCUGAAAUCAAUUCUCUAUCUCUUAAGGUCAAUGAUUCCAAAGGAAAAUUUGUUAAGCCAGUUCUUAGAAAAGUCAACAAAGAAAGCAAAUUUGAUAAGCUUAAGAAAGAUAAGUCAGAUUUUCGGGGCAAUCUGAAGUCAACAGGGCAGAGUAAAUAUGCACUAGAUGAAGAGGGAGAGGAGAAGGCAGGUAAAUAAACAAAAAAGAAGAGACGAUUUGUAAUGGUGAAGAAUCAACAAUGGAACAUCAGUAGUUGGCAAUUAUCCUAUAACUACCCAUGAUUUGAACUUCUUCCUGUGUGGUUUCGAUGUUUUCAACCUACAUACAUUUUUUAUUUAUUUUAUGUUUCGGACACAGUGUAAAAUGUUUCAUUUCGAACUUUUUUCUUUUUCUGAAGCAUUAUUUUGACUGGACUGUGGCUAGUACUAUCUGAUAGUGAAUGUAAUUUAGAAUAAUUAUAUAUGUAUACAUUUUAGCUGUUUCUCUCAUACAAAGUGUAUGGUAAUUAUCAGUUAUAGUGUAAUGCAGUUAUGAAUGUAUGGAAGUUUUUUCAUUAAUUCACAUAUUGUGAAUUGCAUACUGAUUUUUCUUAGAUUAAUGGUGCUGUGUUUAGGAAUUGGAAUUCACAUUUCUAAUUAUUUGGGUUUCCAAAACUCAUUUCACCUGCAAAGAUAUGUUGAUCCAUGCUUGUAUGUCUGAAUUUUGUCCAUGAAACAACAAAUAACCAAUGAAAUAUCAAAUUGAACGCAAUGGAAACAAAAAAUAUCGAGGAAUAUGGGGCAAGAUUUUUUUUUUUUUUACUCUCUGUGGAGGAUUAAUUACCUGCACAUUUUUAAUUACUUAUUAAUUUUAGAGCCUUUAGAUAUCUGUUCAUUACUCUAUUUAUUGUGACAGUUGCUGUGUACAUGUAGAUAUGUGUGACCUAGUUAUAGACCCUUGCUCGAGGCUAGCAGCAAGGAUUAAUGUAAUAUGACAAUGUUCAAAUUAUCUAAUAUAUUAUAUGUAUGUAUGUUUCAUAGAUAAUAUUCAAGAUUAAUCCAUAUAUGUUUAAUAAAUAAGUAUUGCUUUUAAAUUUUGUCAUAGGCAAAUGGUGUAUUCGAUGUAAGCUGCAAAAUGCUUUGGAUAUUACUUAAUCCCCCUUUUUUUUUCUCUCAGACAGUAUGAUGGAAAUAUUUCAACUCUAACCAGGAUGAACUAGAACAUCCAAUAUUGAUACUUUUUUUAUUCACAACGAAAAAUAUUUUCUUCAAGAUCUAAAUGGGAUAAUCAUAUCUUGUUCAAGCAAUAAACUCAUUCCUUGCCAAA